This is a messenger RNA of Aspergillus affinis, 1653 nucleotides long. RefSeq lists its product as uncharacterized. The transcript has 2 exons. Bases 1 to 1653 code for a protein of 550 amino acids. The record is from RefSeq and is a predicted model, not a curated record. NCBI's taxonomy places the organism in Eukaryota, Fungi, Ascomycota, Eurotiomycetes, Eurotiales, Aspergillaceae.
AUGGAUGCCCAGUAUCCCUUUGCCUCCCGCGACGAUAUUUGGCGCGUUUUUGAAGAACUGAAGGAGCUUCAUGCUACCCAGUUCGAGCAGGCGGAGCGGAUUGCCAGGCUGGAACGACGAAAAGACGAGGAUGCGAGAUUGAGAAGUGUCUGGGGUCCUUUGUCGCCAUUUCCCAGUUCCGUUGGAGGUACAGCACCCACAGAACCUAUCUUUCAUUCGCCGGCCGACGCUUUCAAGGGGUUUGACCAGGGACACCAUCCCGGCGUGGCGAGCACGAUGGGUCUUGAUAAUGAAGAUGAGCCACGGCGUGGGACAUCUAGAGCAAAUAGUGUUCGGUUUGAUGAAAGCGCCAUCCACGGAUAUUACGGACAAACUAGUCGUUCCAGCAGCGAGUUUCCGCUGAGGACUGGGAGCGGCAUGGGGGCCCAUCCGCUGACCGAACGCUCCUUGUCACACCGGUCAGAUGGGAGACAGAGUUCAUCCGGCCAUUCUCACCAUUCCGCUAGGGCCAACAGUCUGGGCUUGGACACAACUAGCAAAAUGAUGAGCUCCUCUGUCAGUGGAUCCCCUCUCAUCCCUCCCCCUGGGCUUUUCCUGCUUGGGCCUGUUCCGUGCAUUAUCCGGUGCUGGUUGACAACCAAUUUCUCCAACGAUUCGCUCCUGUACGCGGCUGUUUGUUCGGGGUCGUAUGUUUCGUCGCUGGGGACCGCGAUGAUUCGGAAGCUUGGUCUGGAAGAUUUAGUGAUCCAAGAAGACGGCCUGCAAUUUAUCAAGCUUCCGAUGUAUCUGCCUGAAGCUAGUGUACAUCAGGCAUCGUCACGGUCCAGCAGCCCAGAACCCCAGGUUCCCUCACUGACCGUCCGGUUUCUCGUUCGUGAAGUCGAUCCAAGUGAUCUCUCCAUCCAAAUCGCCAUCGGAAGCGACGUCCUGCGCUCUCACAAUGCUGACGUGCUCUUUUCUCAAGACAAAAUUAUUAUGGUGGACGACGAGAGAAACAGGAUAUCCAUUCCUCUAGUUCGGCCGGAGGAUGACUCGGCCUUCAAAUCUCUUCGCACGGUGUCAGAUCCGUCGCUUUUUCCGCGUAUCGAAUCACGCCACCAGGGCAAUGAGAUCAACGGACACUCGAACGUUGGUCUCAUAGGACAACCGAUCGGUUCUCCGCCCCAGGGCAGAUCCGCCAGUGGCUCCAUCGAGGAAUCUCAAGAGAGCCGAAAGGCCCAAUCUUGGGAAACCCAUGAGCCUCCUAGCGCCGAUAACCUUCAAGCUUCGAACAAGCCCGCCGUAGCAUCGGAAUCUCAGGCCGCAGGGUCGACCAAGGUGAAGCCUACCGGAGUUUGGGUCUCGUGGAAACGCGACUCCAAACUGGAUGCGAGCGCAUCUGCGGCUGGUAGAGCAUCUCGAGGUCGUCCCAUGAAGGUGCUUCGACCCACCAAGGCGUCCUCGCGCACUCCGCCAGUCGGCAGUGUCCCACGGAGCUCUAGUGCCGAUCUUGGAGAGGCACCGGUCUCCUCUCAACCGGCUUCGUCUCGCGCCUCGCCUGACGAACCACGAACCGGAAAGCCUUGGGGAUCUAAUCCGAUCGGGGGAGCCUCUGCCUUUGGGUGGCUUAACUCCACCCAGCCCCCCAGCCGGGCCGUGACGAAUCCUAAAUGA